AUACAUUUAUGUCAACAGGAACAUGUUUAAUAUCUUGGAAUACGUUCACACAUAUAUGUGUAUUUAUGUAUAACCUACAUAGAUGCGUUUUUUGUGAUCUACUCAUAUGGUAGAGAAAUGAAUUCCUUGUGGAAUAAAAAGCCCCCUUGAAAAUUUCACACGGAAGAGUGGAGUACUUUCACAAAAGAAAGCGAUGGCUGUAGUCAGUUUUAGCGGCCCAUUAAGGAAUAGUGUAGCUUUUGUUUAGAUUCUCACUCAUGAGGUCUAUACGAUUGUUCCCAUUGUUCAUUAUUUCAUUUUUUUCCUGUCAGUUGUCCGAAGGGUUAGAGAAAUGAAUGACGGUAAUGGCGAGGGCAGUGAACCGUAAAGAAGUCGAAAACAAUAUCAGCUGCGUGGAUCUGUCAGUUGCAAAUGUGCUGUGCUGGCCUUUGUUUAUAGUUACUGGAAGGAGAGCAGGGAAAAAAUCAGGGUAUUUAAAUUCACUGCAGGAAAGUAGGUUAAAAAAAGUGUCGUUUUUCACACAGACCUAUUUUCUGCUUUACUUUUGAGUAAAGAGGCGUGGGGAAGUUGGCUAGUUUUUCAGACAAGCACCUCUAUUACAUUUACCCCAUUUUUUUUAAAGAGGAGAGAAAAAGAAACAAAGUUGUAUGAAGGAGAUGCUGGUGGCAAGAGUGUAGAAGAGCAGCAUAUGGCUGUAAAAGGAGCACAGCUGGAGGUAGCAUUUCCAUCUGAACAUGAUGUCAGAGCAGCUGACAGGCUGCCAUCCUCCAGUCUUUUAUUCUAACACACAGACUGGGAGUUAGUGUGUGUGCGGAUCUGUGUGCAGGAGGAGGUAUCUCAUUCCCCUCCAACAUCUCCUCCACUUUGCAUCUGUCUCUCACAGUUAGUUUUUUUUCCCCUCCUACCCCCUCAUUGAUUCUGCAAAAGAGCUGCAGCCGUCCCAGCUUUUCUACUACAGCGGACUUAAUCAAGUUGAUGCAUACUGCAGGUUAUGAAGACAGCAUGGAGUUCCCAGACCACAGCAGACAUUUGCUACAGUGUCUGAGCGAGCAGAGGCAUCAGGGUUUCCUUUGUGACUCCACUGUGCUGGUUGGCGAUGCCCAGUUCCGAGCCCAUCGAGCGGUGCUGGCUUCGUGCAGCAUGUACUUCCAUCUCUUUUACAAGGACCAGCUCGACAAAAGGGACAUUGUUCAUCUGAACAGCGACAUUGUCACGGCCCCGGCGUUUGCUCUUCUGCUCGAGUUCAUGUACGAGGGGAAGCUCCAGUUCAAAGCCUUGCCGGUGGAGGAUGUGUUGGCCGCCGCCAGCUUUCUCCACAUGUACGACAUCGUCAAGGUCUGCAAGAAGAAGCUGAAGCACAAAGCCACCGCCGAGGCGGACAGCACCAAGCGGGAGGAGGACGCCUCCAGCUGCUCCGACAAAGUGGAGAGCUUCUCCGAGGGCAGCACGGGUCACCCGGUCGCUGCCGACCUGCUGCCCAGUGACGACGAGGACCUGGAGGCCAAGCAGGACCCCAGUGGCCUGUGGAUGAGGCUGCCGUCGGACCGGGCGGUCACCCCGGCCGCCGCCGCCAGCCCCGGGGAGGCUGAUGCCCACUGCAGCCCCCCCAAGUUGCAGUCCCCGGCCGGUAGCCCCAGCAGCUCCACGGGCUCCCUGUCCCGGAGGUCGGGGGGCUCCCGCGCCUCCCACAGGGUGUCGGCGGACGCAGACUGCGUCCUGGAUCUGUCGGUGAAGUCCAGCCUGUCGGGUCCCGCCGAGGCCCUGUCCAACAACCCCUACUUCUCCGGCACCGUGACACCGGACAGCCUGCAGGGCGCCCUGAUCCAGGUGAAGCAGGAGAAGAGCACAGGCUCGGACGACGACGAGCUCCUCGGCGCUGACUACGAGAUGGACCACAGCGGCGCCAAAGCCACGCCGCCCAGGACCAACGGGGGACUGAACCACCACGCGGUCGGCAGCCAUGCCCACCGGCGCCUGGGCCUGGAGGCCCACCUGUCGGCCCUGCGCGACGCCUCCCUGGCCAGCGAGCUGGAGCGCGACGACAAGGCCAGCGACGACGACAUGCUGGGCGGGGAGAGCGAGCGGGCCCAGGCCCAGUCCGAGGUGUCCGGCAUCGACAGCUCCCUGCUGCCCUACGUGUCCAACAUGCUGAACGCCCCCCACUCGCAGAUCUUCAUGUGCCCCCUGUGCAACAAGGUGUUCCCCAGCCCGCACAUCCUCCAGAUCCACCUGAGCACGCACUUCCGCGAGCAGGAGGGCGUGCGUGCCAAGCCCGCCAGCGACGUCAACGUGCCCACCUGCUCGAUAUGCGGCAAGACGUUCUCCUGCAUGUACACGCUGAAGCGGCACGAGCGGACUCACUCCGGGGAGAAGCCGUACACGUGCACCACGUGCGGGAAGAGCUUCCAGUACUCCCACAACCUCAGCCGACACGCCGUGGUGCACACGCGGGAGAAGCCCCACGCCUGUAAGUGGUGCGAGAGGCGCUUCACGCAGUCGGGCGACCUGUACCGCCACAUCCGCAAGUUCCACUGCGAACUGGUCAACUCGCUGUCGGUUAAGAGCGAAGCCCUCAACCUCCCCAAUGUCAGGGACUGGGCCAUAGAGGACAGUUCUCAGGAACUGUGGAAGUGAACACUGCUGAAACCAGGACUUUGUUUUUUAAGCUUAAUGAGAGGGGGUGUCAGUGAAGGUUGGGCAGAGAGGUAAGGGGAAUUGGACCGGGGAUUGGGUGGGGGGCCUUUGGUGGGGGAGUCAGGUCUGAAUCAGUCAUGUUUCUUGUACGUACAUUUGCAAAAUCUUGUUCAAUUGCACUUUAAUAGCACAUGAAAAUGUUACUACUUUCGUUCCGGUCCUUUUGUUUUAUUUUAUUGGUUCAGGUUUUGUUAAAUAUAAGAGCGACACGGGCGUAUCAGUAGGCCGUGUUUUGUCAUUUUUUGUUUUCGUCUGUGAGUAUACACACAAAUGUCUAUACACCCAUCCUCAACUUGAGGCACACCUUCGAUGACAACCAUGUGAAGUGUUCAGGUAACACACUGUUGUUAAAAAACAAAUAGAAUACACUAAACGGGUACUGUGAUCAUGAAUACAUACCAGGACACACCAUGUUGUGUAUCAAUACGUAUGUCUAUAGUGCACUACUCUAUUUUCAUUAUCAAAUUUCAUCACUGCGUAUGUGUGUGCGUGUUGGUGUGUGUGUGUGUGUGUGUGUGUUUAUGAUUUGCGUUUGUGAGUUUGUGUUUUGGAAACUGCAGAGGUCGGAUCUAUAUAGCUGCAAGCUUUUACCGCUUAAGCUUUUGUAUAUUUUGACUUGUGAUAGGAAACUUGACUGAUGAAAGACAAAUGGCACUCAUGCAAUGUACAGCUUCCCUUUCACCUUAACCGAAGUAUUUUCUAAAAUCCUUUCUGGAUGAUUUAUUCUAGAAUUUCUUAACUCUAUCUGCAGCCUUCGAACGUCCCUCAUUGAACUGAAUUGAAUUUAAGAUGGCUGUACCCUAUAUGUUUUCCACGUGAUUCUGGAUUUAUUUUUGGAAAAUGGGAUCUGUUAUUGCAUGAAGUCCAACCUGUACAUUUGGAAAUGUGAAUUGCUGUAUUGCUGUAUACUGUAAUUGAACAAAUAUACAACAGACUAUGUGAAUACUCGAGGGAGCGGUCUGUGAAAAAAACAAAACAAAAAAAACGGAAUAUUACAGCUAUGAAAAAUGCAUGAAUAUGAUUUAUCUUACCUUUUGUUGUUGUUUUUCUUUGCAUUUGGGGAGUGUAUUUUUAAAUUAACUAAUUUGAUUCUUAAGUAGUUCAUUUCUUUUCUCUGCUACUUUUUGAGAGUCCGUUGGGACUCCUUUGGGAUGCUGGGCUGUGAAGGUUCCGUGUCGACGCACUGGUCUUGGGUUGAAGCUUGCGUAACGGUAUGUGAGGUGAAGCUUGUCGUUAGACGGACAGAGGUGGCGGCGUGGGCUUAAGGCCAGCGGUGACCUAACUAAACUGACCUAAUCUAGAUCUCCACUAAUGUGGGUCCCUUCCACCCUGUCCCCACAGCACUUCCUCAUAGUCUAGUCUGCUGAAUGCUGGUCAGGGAUUUAAGGGUCUCACCUGCUGUUUAUACCCAGUCAAUGUUCUUAUUUGGUAUUUUCUGCCCUCUCAUUGAUGUUAAGUAAGCAUUGUGGGUAAUUUAUUUAUUUAUAUUUUCAUUUGGCACUUCUUUCUAACCGUGCGGCCAAUGAGAAUGUGUUGCACUGAUCUGUCUGAGCUGUGUGUGUGUUUGUGUGUGUGUGUGUGUGUGCGCGAGAGAGAGGCGCUCACCGACUCAUACCUAAGUACUCCUGAAGGUUUUUUGCUUCAAAGCUUAAUAAUCGGAGAGCAGCACUAUGCUUAAAACAUCACGCUCCUAAUUUAUUUUGUCCGUGUGUAUCUCUUGGGUGAUCUUAAGAAUGUUCUGAAAGUAUGCAGGUGUGUGAGUUUUGUACUGAAAGCGUAAUCCUUACUUCUGACGGGGGAGAAUUGGCAUGCUUGAUUCCACCUUUAAAGCUUAUUUAACUGAGAUGUAUGCUAAAAAGAUGACUUUAUAAAAGUUAUUUGUAUAAAAAAUAGAUUAAGGAAUAAUUGAUACUAUUAUGUUGAAGAGGACUUUCAAUUAUUUAAUUUACCUUCAAAUUAUAAUUAAUCAAAAAGUUUGAGCUGUUCUUUAUUAGAAAUGUGUAUCUAGGAUAUUUCCCCUUUUCUCAUUUUUGUGAAUGUAAAAAUGUAAAGGGGGAGGGGCACUCAAAAUAUUUUUGUGCACUAAUAAAAUAAUUGAAUCAAGCAAAUAGCCAUUCUAGAGAAUUGCCAAACAAAAGCAAAAGCAACUCUACCCAAACUCCGUUCAAAGUAGGGUCAUGAAUUAGUGGGGAGACACUGGAAUGCCUCUCACUGUCCCGGGGGUUUGCCUAGCUCGUCAGUGGGCGUGGUGGCAGCAUCAACUGGUGACAUGGCUCUCCUUGCAAACUGCGCACAGUAUCAUGGCAUUUUGCACAGUGGUCAUUUAUCUUUUUACACCCACAAAUAUCAUGGAAAAUAUAACAUGUGGGUUUGCUCUCUCUUUGGAGACUUAUUUACAAUUAUCGCUGGCUUUUCAUAUUGUACUUGACCGCCUUAAACUACUGUAAACAGCUUGUUUUUAGUUGACAUUGUUAUAACUGUAACACGGAAGUGUGUGUAACUGGACUGUUUAUUUACUUUUUAAAAAAAUAGAACGGAAGCUGUGAAAUUACCCAAUAAGCAUCUCCAUUUACAUCACUCCAACUUUGGUUACUUGAAAACAGGGAACGUCCAGUGUGGGGAAAACAUUCAAAUGUAGAAGACAAAUGACGUGGGGGGGGGGGGGGGGUCAAUAAAUCUGAUAAAAAGGACAAUCACUGUCUGAAAAAGAAGCAGAUUUUGAUUCAAAUCAAAUUGCUUCCCUGUGAGAUUUUGUUUCUUUGACAUUGUUCCUUUUAUGGAUUUAGACAUUUAGCUUUGACAAUCAUAGUAUGUUUUAUUUUCUCAAGGGGAGUAAAUUCUAAGGCUGUUUAGUUUUGUACUUUUUUGGUGUGCUGUUGAAAUUUUUUAAAUUGUGUGCAAACUGCAAUAAAUUAUAUGAACCUUGAAA
Molecule: messenger RNA, 5623 nt
Organism: Esox lucius (northern pike)
Lineage: Eukaryota; Metazoa; Chordata; Actinopteri; Esociformes; Esocidae
Gene: zbtb18
Product: zinc finger and BTB domain containing 18
Exons: 2
Coding region: 976-2634 (552 amino acids)
Biological process (GO): regulation of transcription by RNA polymerase II
Cellular component (GO): nucleus
Molecular function (GO): RNA polymerase II cis-regulatory region sequence-specific DNA binding; DNA-binding transcription factor activity, RNA polymerase II-specific; protein binding
Source: RefSeq, a predicted model, not a curated record